CUCGGUCGCUGACGCUGCGCGGCGCCUGUACGCGGUGACGUCAGGCUCUCGUGGAUUGGCGCGCUGCCAUCUUUGAUUGUGCGACAGGCCGCGGCGCGAGCGGGGCCCUCUCUCGAGCGCACGAGACACCGCCAACCGCCCGUUACUGCUCACCUCACACCGGCGGCGCGACCAGAGAGACGUAACGAGAAAGAAAACGACAGAGAGAGGGAGGGAAACGUUUCUCUCUUGUUUGUGGAGGAGGUUUUGUGGGUCGCUAACCGCUCGGCUAGCUGGGACUAGCAUAGCACGAGUUUUUGUAAUCCGCAGCCGGCCUCUCUCACACACACAAUACAAAGGGCCAGGACACAGACCUUCUGGACGGAAUAAACGAUAUUCUUGAAGAGAGAGACGGGACCGGCGGAGAUAGGGGCUGGUUCUGAGGGGUGAGGACGCGGGACCAGACUCGAUGAGUUUCCAGCGAAAUGUCCGAGAAGUCAGGGCAGAGCACCAAGGCAAAGGAUGGCAAGACCAAGUAUGCAACCCUUAGCCUCUUCAACACGUACAAGGGCAAGUCUCUGGAGACCCAGAAAACUGCAGUUGCUGCCAGACAUGGGCUCCAAAGUUUGGGCAAAGUUGCGGUCAGUCGGCGCAUGCCCCCUCCGGCUAACCUGCCCAGCCUAAAAGCUGAGAACAAAGGCAACGAUCCCAACGUUAGCAUCGUACCCAAGGAUGGCAGCGGAUGGGCCUCCAGACAGGAUCAACCAGGAGACGAACGGCAGCAAGAGACCCCUCCACCACAGCCCAAGCCAACUGUGCCCCAGACCUCUGAUGCCCCUCUGGGAGGCAGCCGCUCCUGGGCCAACAGCAAACAGUCUGGGCAGCUGGAUGGAGCUCCUCGGAUGAGCAGUCAGUUCCAUCAGGAGUUUCCGAGUCUGCAGGCGGCAGGUGAGGCGGAGAAAUCAGGCGAUCAGGAAGAUGAACCCUACGGGCCGGGCCCCAGCCUCAGGCCUCAGAAUGUGGGUAGCUGGCGGGAAGGUGGAGGCAGGAACUUAAACGUUGCUCCCAGCCCCUCAGAGACUGAUGGUAAGCCCUCUGAGGAGUCAGGUGUGGGUCGAGGCACACCAUCUCCCUCGGGGGACUCCGAUGAGGCAGGGAAACCCUCUGCUGGGGAGGGCAAAGAAAGGAGAGAUGCCAGAGACAGGCUCCCACCUACUGCCACUCAGCAUAAACUCAAUGGUGGCCAGCAAACAGCGAAAGGAAUGUCAUCUCAGUUCCAAGCUGCCCAGUUCAGGAGCAUGAUGCCGCCGUAUAUGUUCAAUGCUUACCCUCGAGGGCCCUUUCCUCCUGUGCAAAGCAGCUUUAGAUACCCUGGACAACAGGAGAUGUCUAAGGGUCCACGGUCUGGUGGAAGACCCUCCCAGGCUCCUUCUCAGUCAUGGUUGCAGGAUCCAGACAGGCCAUCAAUUGUUAGUGCCACUGAACUUAAAGAGCUAGACAAUCUAGACACUGAUGCUGAUGAGGGUUGGGCAGGUGCUCAAAUGGAAGUUGACUAUACUGAGAAACUGAACUUUAGUGAUGAUGAGGAGAACCAUUCUGCUAAGGAGAAAGGCAAUAACUGGCAGUGGAUGACUAAAGUUGAUCGCAUGAGGUCAAGAAACGCUGAUAUUCAGGAGGGAUGGAAGGAAGGAGAAGAGGAGAGGCGGGACCGCAAGAGCUCAUGGGCAGAAAGUGGAGGCCUCAGGGCUACCUCACCUGGCAAUAUUGUCCAUUAUAGCAAGAUGGUACCUCCACAAGACCAACAGGGCCAAACUGUUGGACGUUCUGUGGGAAGUGGUGGCCCCCGUGUUACAAAGCUACCUAGUACAGCACCCCCUGCUGGUGAGGAGGAAACGGAAGCGUGGCGACAGAAACGGAAGAAGCAGUCAGAGCUGUCGGAAGCAGUAGAACGUGCUCGCAGACGGCGUGAGGAGGAGGAACGCCGCAUGGAAGAACAGAGACUUGCUGCAUGCAAAGAGAAACUAAAACAACUGGAGGAGAAACGACGGCCUUCGACUACAGAAACUACUAAACCAACUACGCAAGCCCAUGGUGAUCACCAGGAAGUGACUGAAACUGUGCCUAAACUACCUGCUGAAACUCCACCCCCUCAGCCUCAACCACCACCUUCCCCUGCACAACAACCCUGCCCUCCCAUGCCAACCCAUGAAAGGACAGAGCCCACUGUGGAGGAGGUGCCACAAUUUGUUUCCCGACAACCUAGCCCUCCUGUCCACAGGACUGCCCCAGAACCCCAAAGCAAGGUUGAUACUGCUGUAACAGAGGAGGUGCAUAGACGGGUGGAGAGACAACCAAUGAGAGACUACUUCAGUGCUGAGGAGCCCAGAGUUGAGGAGCCUCAGUUGUCUUUAUCCAGACUCGAUCAUUCUGUCAGCGAAGAUGCACCUCUUCCGACUAAACUGGAAAAUGAGGGAGACACUGGGACUGCUGUUCGCUCUUCUGUCAGCUCUGGAUAUUCAAAACAGUUCCAGAAGUCUUUACCACCCAGGUUCCUUAGACAACAGGAACAGCUUAAACAACAACAGUGGCAACAGCAGCAGCAGGGUGGAGGGGGUCCAGUCUCUCCCUCAGGGGGUUCAGUUCCCCCUCAGCACAGAUCCUUAUACCAACCUCUCGGCCCCCACCACCAACACCUUGCCUCAAUGGGCUUUGACCCACGCUGGCUAAUGAUGCAGUCUUACAUGGAUCCUCGUAUGAUGUCUGGGCGGCCACCUAUAGACAUGCCUCCUAUGCACCCCGGGAGAAUGCCUCCUAAACAACUGGUACGACGAGAGCCCACAGACAACAGCAGCUCUGGAUCAGACACUUUUGAUCAUCUGACCCGACCAAUCAGAGAACACAGAGUUCCUAGUGAGCCUCGGAUGGUCUGGGGUUCUGACCCAUAUCCCUCAACAGAGCCCCUGCCCUCUUCUGCAACCAUUAAAGGGCGUGAAGAUGGCAAGGAGACAAGAUUGGAUGCUGGUCUGGAGCUGGAUAGAGGUCUAUCAGGUGUCUACCCUCGGGACCAUAGCCCACUUGAGCCCCGGAGCAAGAGCGACUUCUUCAGGGAUUCAUCUGAAAACUUGUCUUCUUUUAGUCAUGUCUCGGAAGAGGUUCCAUGUCUCCUACAGACUGACCGAGCACCAGUCAUCCCUUCUUUUGAACCUGAGGAGGCUAACCUCUCUGGUGCAGAUGAGGUUGAAGCCAUUGGACAGGCUGUAUUGAAACUGAGUAUCUCUCAAGGCUCCAGUCACUCUCUGAAACUGGAAGAGCCCAGAUUUGAAGGACUUACCAUAGCACAGAAAACCCUGGACUUCCCUGAUACUGUGGAAAGACUAGAGGGCAAGUCCAGAAAGGAGCCUUUUGGACAAGGGUCUGUGAUCAACAGCCGUUCCACUCCUCCUGUGGCUAAUGAUGGUAUGCACAAAACUGACAAGCUUACUUUACCUGCACCCAGCAAGCAGAAGUCAGAGAUGCGCUGGGGUUCCCGUGGAUCCGGAUCUGGAAGGAGAGAGGGUCCUGGAGGGGAGCGGCCAGUGAGGAGAUCUGGACCUAUUAAGAAACCUGUGUUGAGAGACAUGAAGGAAGAGAGGGAACAGAGAAGAGAGAAAGAAGAGAAACACGAACGAUGGGAGCGAUCCAAAAAAGAGGGUGCUGCUCCCAAAGGUGUUACUUCAGCUGCUGUAGCAGCGUCUGAUGGACCGAAGCCCUCUGGUGAUGGUAAGAAAAUUGUGGUAGAACCUGAAGUGGGAGUAGCAACUGGUGGAACAAAGUCCAGAGAUCUGCAGACAACUGCAUGUCCUACAGCUGCAUGUCUUACUGAGGAUAAACCAGACAAGCCUCCGUCUAAUGGCAAACGUCCUGAACCCAAACUACCAUCUCGCAAAGAGUCCAACCUCCCUCCCAGAGCUUACCGCAGAGACGAGAGGGAGCGAGACCGAGAAAGAGACCGAGAGAGGGAAAGAGAUGUGGAAAGAGAGAAGGACUGGCCUUCUGAUUUUAAAGGCCGUGGUCGGGGAGAGUACUAUUCCCGUGGCCGAAGUUACAGAGGCAGCUAUGGUGGGAGGGGCAGAGGUAGCCGUGGUCGAAGUCGAGGGGACUACCCAUACAGAGAGCCACGGUCACGCUUGGACUUGCCAUUAAAUGCCACAGGGUCAGCUAGUUUCCGCUGCAGAGAAGAGAGUGAAACCCGUAGCGAGAGUUCAGAUUUUGAAGUCUUGCCUAAGCGCAGACGCAGACGAGGCUCGGACACAGACUCUGAAAGUGAAGGCAGAGAAUCUGCCAGUGACACUGGAGCAUCAGAUCGUGAGCCCAGCUCCAAACCGAGCAGACCUCUUUGUCGCGAGCUGCCGGAAUCUCGCUCCUCUAAAUCUACUUCUGGAUUUGCAGCCGGAAAUCUUUCUGAAAAACCUGGGUCUCGAGAUGAGGAUGGACGACCCAAACCGGGUUUUCUGUUAAAGGGUGAGGCCACACGCCGAGGCAAGGGAGGAUUUCACAGCAGGCGAGGUGGUAGCAGGGAACGAGGUGGCCACAGAUCUGCUCCUUUCCGUCGGGCCCCUGUAAAAGAGGCCUCACAGUGGCCCUCAAAGCCCAUGGAGACCUUUUGGCCAGAGGAAGCAGAGACCUCGCGCACUGAUGGCACCCCCUCUGAAAGACGGCACAUCAAAUAUGACAACAAGAAGAUCGGAGAGGGAGGACAAAACAUACGAGAGAGGCCCCGGAGACCAAGGGCAGCCCGUCCUCCCAGACAGGACAAGCCCCCACGAUUUCGGAGGCUUAAAGAACGUGAGGCAGCAGUGUUUGCUGUGGAAGCUAUUCCUGGUGUGCCAGUACCUACAUCGGUCUCACCAACGCGGUCCAAAGCUCCAGGAACGCUGGUCACUUUGCUUGAGGGAGUGGCUGAUACCAGUACAGGACCUUCUCUCACUCCUGAUGUAACUCCCCCUGAGCUUCCUGUCACAGAGACAGUUGUUCCUGAAAUGGGAGCCACCACUGUAGUUGCUGCUGGCAGCAAAUCACCUGACUUGUCCAAUCAGAACUCUUCUGACCAGGCCAAUGAGGAGUGGGAGACGGCCUCUGAGAGUAGCGACUUCAACGAAAGAAGAGAGCGAGAGGACAAGAAGCAACUUGAAGCAGCUGUGACUUACACCACUACUACUUCCUCCUCUAUGCCCACACAGAUCUCUGGAGGACAGAGCAAAUCACCCACAGAAAGUGUGGCAAUCUCUAAACGGGAGAUAACCUCGGUAGCUAAGAGGAGCUUCUCUAGCCAGCGGCCUGUGGAUCGACAGAACCGCCGAGGAAAUAGCGGGCCUAAAAUGGGUCGAGGGUACCCUGCAGGCAAGAGCGAGAGAAGGGGAGGAUCUGGAGCCAAAUCAGGACGCAGGGGUGCUGCUGCUCAGAAUGCAGAGGCUGGUCAGGCCAGUACAGGUCAGAAAGUUGGAAAAGACCCAGCGCCCAGUCGCCGGAAAGAGGAAGCAAAACAAGCUGUCAAAAAACCCAAAGAGAAAGAAAAUGCUUUGUCUCAGUUCGAUCUCAACAAUUAUGCCAGUGUAGUGAUCAUUGACGACCACCCAGAGGUCACGACACUGGAGGACCCUCAGUCAAACACGAACGAUGAUGGGUUCACUGAGGUUGUUUCACGGAAGCAGCAGAAACGUUUGCAGGAUGAGGAACGAAGGAAGAAAGAAGAGCAGACUGCACAGAACUGGAGUAAAAAGGGCUCUGGUGAGAAGGGCAGGGGAGGUGGCGGUUCUAAACUCCCUCCGCGAUUUGCCAAAAAGCAGCAACAGCAGCAGCAACCAUCAGCUCCAGCUCCACAAACCCAGUCUGUCCCUCAGCAGCCUCAACCACAGCCAGCUAUCUCUGUGUCGCAGCACAACCUGCCUGCCUCUAACCAGAGUACUAGCUCAACCCAGCCUCUUGAGGGUGCUGUGGCACCUCUGGCCCCCUCACCUGUAGACUUCCCUGCCAAGAGUCAAACACACAACACCCUGGGUACAGAACUGUGGGAGAACAAGGUGGCUGGCUCCACUGUUCUCUCUGAUGUCAAAAAACUUGGACCUAUCAGCCCUCUCCAGCCUCCAUCUGUCAGUGCCUGGAACAAACCCCUUACUUCAUUUACUGGGGCCGUUACACCUGAGGGUGUGAAAAUGGGAACAGAAAGUGGGGUUGAGCUGGGCAUGGACAGCAUCCAGUUUGGUGCCCCGUCUUCAGCAGGAAGCACUGACAGUGACGGAGUGCCCGCCCUGCUAGAGAAAACCUCUGAUAAUAAACUACCCGAACCCAAAGAGCAAAGACAAAAACAGCCUCGUGCUGGACCUGUCAAACCUCAGAAGUUACCUGACAUCCCCCCUCCAGAGCACAAGGAAUAUAAACCUGGUCCCAUUGGUAAAGAGCGUUCGCUCAAGAACCGUAAGGCUGCCAAAGAUGUGCGUCAGUCCGAUGGAGAGGUCCUGGAUAAAAAUGGAACUAGAGGCAGCCGAGACAGAGACUCCAGCUCACCCACUAAAGACAAAGUUCCUGAGCUGGGUGGAGACAUUGAGGGCAUGAUUACUGCUCCAUCUGCUGAAUACUCCAGCAUCUCUAAGGAAUCAGUGACUGACUACACAAUCCCAUCUUCCUCAUUAGCUGACAACGUCCCCACUGCAGGGACCAAGAUAGAGGAGAGCCUUGUGGCACCUGUGGCGCUCCCGCACCCAUUGCCUAUUCAGCGAAGAGAAGCCCUGCAGCAGAGCUCCAGCCUUGCCACAGUCUCUCCUGCUACUGUUGACCUCACACUUAAAAUGGAAUCGGCGCGUAAGGCUUGGGAGAAUUCGCCUAGUCUUGUGGAAAAGAGCUCUCCUGUCACCUCCUCUGCCUCCCCCAUCACCAGUGGAGGAGCAGGAGGCAGUGCCUCCUUCAACUCUUUCUCUAGUGCUUCAGUGCCUCAGAUACCUGUGGCCUCGGUCACCCCCAGCACCUCCCUGUCUGGAUCUGCAACCUACACAACAUCCUCUCUCAGCACGAAGAGCACAUCAGCCUCUGACCCUCCCAACAUCUGUAAGGUGAAGCCCCAGCAGCUGCAGAGUUCAGGAAUGUCCAGCAUUAACUUCUCCCAGCUGGGCUGUGCGCCUUCUCUGUUACCGCAGCAACAGACCCCACAGGUGUUCGUAUCUCAGUCUGCAGCAGGUUCUGCAGCCCAAAUCCCGGCUUUCUACAUGGACACCAGCCACUUGUUCAGUACGCCCCACCCUCGCUUGGCUGCUUCUAUAGCCCAGCAGCAAGGCUUUCAGCCUGGACUCUCACAGCCUACAGCGGUGCAACAGAUCCCCAUCCCUAUUUACGCUCCUCUGCAGGGGCAGCACCAGGCCCAGCUGAGCCUCAACACUGGACCUCCAGUGUCUCAACCUCAAGACCUCUUCAGCUCCUCCAUACAGCCCUACAGGUCUCAACAGGCAUUCAUGCAGAACAGCCUUUCCCAGACAUCUCCCAUGAUGCUGUCUGGGACGCCACUGCACAGUUACCCUGGAGUGCAGCCCCCAGAAUUGGGCAAGCCUCAGUCCAGCCUGGCCUUUCAGCAGACCUCAAACACCCAACACAUCCCCAUCCUGUUUGAGCCCCAGCUGAAUCAGCCCUCUGGCAUGGGUGGAUCACAGCUUAUAGACGCGCAUCUACUGCAGCGUCAGGGAAUGAGUCAGCACUCAAACCUGUACUCUGGACAAGUCCAGCAGCAGAGCAGCUACUACAGCUCAGCUCAAAGUCCCAGCUCUGCCCUACAGCAGGUGACUGUUCCUGUGCCAGGUUCACAGUUGUCUUUGCCCAACUUCGGCUCUGGUGGUGGUCAGCCACUCUUGGCUUUGCCUCAGUCCCUACCUCCGCCCCCUCCCCAAGUCCCACCCCCCAGCCUCAAUCGCCAGCCCCCAAGCAAUCCGCCCUACCGUGGCCUUAUUGGCCAGAAUACACACAGUAUGAUGCAGCCUUCCAAUAAGAUGUGUGAGAUGGAUCUGAAGCUCUUCAGUUGUGGAAUGGAUCUGAAGCCUGGAACUCCACCUGUCAGCGCCAGAAGCACUACCCCCACUUCUAGCCCUUAUAGGGUGAGCUCCACAAGCCCCAGUAGUCAGUCUAGCAGGAUAAACAGCAUGCUGUAUCCCAAACAGUUCCAGUCGGGAUCUGCAGGAAUGCGCAUUGCCCAGCACUUCCCAGGACCGUUCAACCCACAGAUGCUGUCUCAGACUAACAUGGUGUCUCCAUUGGUGCGUCAACCCCAUGCAAACUCAUUUCCUGGAGUGGUACAGCGUUCACCCAUGGGUCCACCCAUGUCCCCUAAUCUGAGUGGGGGUCUGAUGCCCCAUCCUAGACCCCAGCAUCCUCCACGUGGACCUUAUGGUCCCUCAUUUGCACCCCGUGGCACACAGGCUGCUCUGAAAGCAGAACAGGACCUUAAGGCUAAACAAAGAGCAGAGGUAUUACAGUCUACCCACAAGUUCUUCUCUGAGCAACAACAGCUCAAGGCUCCAGUCAGCAAGCCAACCCGUAUAGAAGGAGCAGGCAAACCCACUGACAUCAUCACUUCAAAUCACCAGGGGGCGCCAUCAGACCGCGCAGAGUCUGACAAAUCUGCAACAACCAAACCCAUCCGGACAGGUCCGAUCAAACCACAGGCCAUCAAACCAGAAGAGAGCAAAUAGUCGUUACUGCUUCAGGAAGGACAGCCGGAUGGAAGGAUGGACUGAGAGGCCGAGUGCCAGGGGAGGGGGGCGACGUCCUACAGCACCUGAAAGUGGUAGAGAAGUGUAGGGAAGUAGAGUGAUGGAGGUUAGUUUUGAGGUGCUGUGCAUUUCCCUCACACUUACUGUGCCUGUUUUCCUCAUCCUUUUAUCAGUCCAUCCAUUCUCUCCUCCGCUGUGGUUGGCAUUACAGAGAAAGCGCCCCUCCAUUGUGUGAACUGUACAUCCUCAGUGAACAAUGAAGGUAGACAUCAACAUGAGUUACACUUGCUGCUGAGAAUGCCAUUUUUAUAGCAAUAUGAUUUACUUUUCACUUUCUCAUUUCCUCGUGUAGAGUAACACAUUUUAGGCAGGCAAAUGUCUUCUUUUUUUUGAUUGAAGAUAUUUUCCCCCCAUAAUCUUUUUUUUUUUUUUCUCCUUAUGUUCUCAAGCAAUGUUUCAGUUAUGGCGAUAAAGAUGCAAUGAAAAGUCUACACACACUUGCAUACCUUUUAUCGUGUGUAUGUGUGUACACCUCUCAACAUUACCUGCACUCACAAAUUGCUUUGACUUCAACCAUGUGUAUUGGCCUUAGCAAUACAUAGAACAUUAUUUCAGCUGAUUAGGAAUUGAUUACCGAUGUAUCCGAUUAAUUUAUCGAUCGCAGUCUCCACUGUGAGCCUUCCCUCUUGCCUUCUCCGUAGUCUCAAGAAUCGAAGAUUGUGUUUGCGUGUGUGCGCAAAAUACCCUUGAAUCUUUAGCCAAAGUUUAGGCGUCAAGAGACCUGAAUUCUUUUAAGAUGAAUAUAUAUGAUUUUGACAAAGACGGCUCAGCUUGGUCAACAGAUAGUAGAAUUAUGAUGGAAUUUUUUUUUGUAAACGGUUCCUCCAGACCCAGGCCUAUGUUUGAUGUGUCCUAAGCUUAAGCCCCUCCUCUUUUCUGUGAAUGUGGACAGAUGUAGACAUGCCCACUUCUAUAACUCCAGUCUUUUACCUUCCAGCCUCUCCACACAGCUCCCAACCAUGCUGCUGACCAGCUUUGACUCUCCUGACCAAUCACUGCAGAGGAGGGGUGAGGUUUGAGUUGGGGUCAGUGGUCAAGCAAUUUAGGUUCAGUGCUAAAGAGCGUAGCUGCAAUUUUAGAAAAGAAACGUCAAGUGUGAGGCUGCCAGACUCAGUGGGGGGUUUGGGGAAAAAGUGAUAAGUCUUGAACAGAGAUUACCACAUGUUUUGGACUACUCUGUUAUGGUGACCACAGACCUGAGUAUAUAAGGUCUUUCUCCAAACCACUCCUCUUGGGUUGCUAUUGCAAAGAAGUGGCCUGCAGUUGAACAAGGGUUUCAGUACGGCCCCCCAUUUCUUGUUUAGUAGGAAUGAGAAACUACAAAGAGAAGGGGAGGAGAGGGAAUUGAUUUUUUCUUUUCUUUUGAUUUCUGUUUUUGUUUUACUUGUACAGGGGUUAAAUUACUGUAUUAAAAUAUGUAAGGUCUUAUUUACAUUCUCCUGGUUUGGUUACAGAAACUAAUAAAAUAAUGCUGUAAAAAUGAGCUGUAGUUUUCAUGUCAGUUUUUUGGGGGGUGUUUUGAGGUUAUGAAUUCAUUGAUAUA
Molecule: messenger RNA, 10311 nt
Organism: Sinocyclocheilus grahami
Lineage: Eukaryota; Metazoa; Chordata; Actinopteri; Cypriniformes; Cyprinidae
Product: protein PRRC2C-like
Exons: 33
Coding region: 465-8687 (2740 amino acids)
Biological process (GO): cell differentiation
Source: RefSeq, a predicted model, not a curated record